UGCAUACAAGGGUGUGUAGCAGGCUUAGACUACUAGCCCACAAUGCUGAUGUAGGGGUGAACACCAAACACUGAAACUCAGAGACUCCCAGUCAGUGCCUUCUCCCAGACUAAGAGAACAAACCAUGAGAUUUACAUGACCCUGUCAGCAGGAAACUGGGCCUGACCCUCACCCCUGAAUGCCAGUCUUGCUACAGGAAGUGAGAGAAGUCAGAAGAACAUCAGUGCAUAGAUUUUGCUUUGCGUUGUCUCUCCAGUGAAUUAGCUCAACUUCACAGACAUCUGCUAAGUCGGAUUUGUUUUUUUCCUUGAGCUACACACUACCCACCCAGCCCUCACAACCCAGACCCCAUCCUGCUUCUGAUCAGCCCGCACAGGGGGAGCUGCAACCCUGCAGCUGGAAAAUCCCUCCCUGCUACUGCACCAAGACCUUACAGAGCAGACACAUCACUGUGGUCAGCUUCAGACAGCUUUCUGUCUGCAUUAAACAUUGACACUGCUUACACAGCAAGCAGAAAAACACAGGCUGUGACAGGCUUUCAUGAAAGUUUAAUUGCAUUGUGGCAGUGGAAGCUGGUAGAGGGGAUUCGGGUGCCUGAUGAGGAGCCGCUCCCUGAGCAGUCCCAGUGCCCACAUCCCUUCGCAUCACCCCGAGCACGAUGGAUGACCAGGAAGCUGAGCACACUGUGCCACAGACAGAGCUCCAGGAGAUCACCAGCAAAAUUUCAGAUCUAAACAAAUGGAGAAAUGUUUUUAGUUUCCAUAGGUAAGGUUUAUAUUCAGCUUCAUCAUCAUCUGGUCUCCUGUUUCUUCACAUGCUAGCAAUGCCUCUGUCAUUGCAAGGCGGUGGCAGCACUGGCAAUGGAGUACCUGGAGCCAGAGAGCCCUUAGGCCUGCAGCCACCGGUGCCUCUGCCCCGUUCCACCAUCCCUGAGCCCCUACUGAUCUCUCCAGACGCAGGCGGCCAGCCCAUCUCCUUGGAAAUGGCAAUGAAGCUGCGAAAGCUGCUCUUUGGAAACGUGCUCCAGCUCUUCAGCUGUGAAUGGGCAAAAGCAUGUUUCAGGUUUCGCGAGCCAUACUCUGACCUGGCCUAUGCUUUGGAGACAGAAAAGGGGGGAGCAAGAGCCAUUCUGAUGGCUGUACAAGCGUACAUCAUCAAAUACCUGCUCUUCAUGAGAACCACAGAAUACACUCACCUGGAAAGGCUGUGCAGAGUAAGCCGACAGGAGCAAGGGGAGGCGCUGGCAGCUGCCCUGGCAGACACCCUGUGGGCAGCAGGAGGAGGUGAGAGAGCCGUGAUCUGCCUUGUCACCGCAGCCAUCCAUGUGGUGCCCAGCAGCGACUACAAAGCCGACAACUUCACAGAAAGAAUCCAUCUAUUUGAGUUUUCUGAGAAAGCAGCAGCUCAGGAGUUUAUCCUUGGCCAUAUAAACUGCUUCAAAGAUGAACAAAGUCAUGGAGUGAUCCUUUUUUUAUACAGUUUACUUUUCUCAAGGACACUUGAAAGGGUCCAAGAAGACUUAGACUGCACCGCAACUCCUCUGUUGAAAUGCAGUUUUGGAAACAUUACCUGUACACAGGAAGUAUUGUGGCUCAACGGUUCACCCCUCAGGGUGGGUGCAGCUGCCACACCACCAUUUUGUGAAGGGCAUUUGCUGCCUCACAGCAUGGCACGGGCUGUUUCCUUGCAGGCCGUGCUCAGCCUCCUCCUAACGGGACGAGCAAGCCCACAUGAGCUUGAUGGCAGCCAGGAGCUGGGGCCCAGAGGGGAGGGCAUCGAGGCAUGGCGGCAGCGGGGCUCGGUGGGCUACCUGCGCUGGAGCAGGGCACAGGAGGAGCAGCAGGUGUGCCCCAGGCUGAGAACACCGCGUCUGCCCAUCUGGCUGUGCAGCAUCACUGGGAGGCACAGCAUUCUCUUUGGCACUGACAGCCAAAUCCUCUCCGACUGGAAAAGGGAGAAAGUCUUCCACCUGUACUUCUACAAUGGGCAGCUGGAGCAGACAAAAACAGCCCACCUAACUAUAGGUAUGCACCCGAGCUUACCACAAGGAUAUGAGGUAUGGAUGUCACAUAGAGACCAUAUACUCAUUCGCAUCACUGGGAAAAGGACCAAAGUGAAGACCCAAGCAGCCCAGGGAAGAGGCAUUUGUCUGUGGAGAUGGCAAUCAGGACCAAGUGGGCAGGCGCGACCGUCAGCUGGAAUGGGACAGAUCCCUUCUUCUGAGGAGUCCUAG
Neopsephotus bourkii (Bourke's parrot) is the source of this 2233-nucleotide messenger RNA. It is a transcript of the gene MINDY4B, whose product is annotated as MINDY family member 4B. Gene Ontology annotation, molecular function: K48-linked deubiquitinase activity; cysteine-type deubiquitinase activity. The transcript is spliced from 12 exons. The record is from RefSeq and is a predicted model, not a curated record. Gene Ontology annotation, biological process: protein K48-linked deubiquitination. Lineage: Eukaryota; Metazoa; Chordata; Aves; Psittaciformes; Psittacidae.